UUCAGAUUUAGUGGUUUCCCCGACAGGACUAUUGAUGAGUUUCUGUCGUGGGUGGACCAAAUCCAUGCUGGUAUGCGUGAGACCCUCGAAUUGAAAAGGGUGGUAUUCGGCCAGGAUAUCGUUGUCACGGAGAUGCACACCCAAUUCCGAGGCAUCAACGGCUUUGAAACGGACAACCUUGCCGACAGAUGGGGGCCAGUGUGGCCCGGAAACGGCCCUCUUGUCAAGAUGUUUGUCUGGUACACUCUGGACAAGGACGGUCAUAUCAUCCAACUGACUGAAGAUGCUUAUCUUGAGAAAGAGGCAUCGAGAGAUGUCAUUCGCUCCCACGAUGACUUCAAGUAUUAUCUCAAUGCAUUCAACACCAACGACUUUGACACUUUCCCACGGUAUUAUACAUCAGACGUAACCAUUGUACUCGACGGCAAACAAACUCUUCAGGGCAAGGAUGAGGCGGUGAGCUUUUUUCGCAACGCGCGCAAUCAAUUGAACGAGGAUGUCAAGGUCAAGUCCAUAGUUCUCGACAAAACCGGCGUCGCACUGAAAUCAGACAUCAAAUUCACCGCUCUUACGAACAUAGAGGACAUCCUCCAUUUUGGAUCAGGCGUACGGAAAGGGGGAGGCUACGAGGCCCAUUUCUUGAUUCAUUACGAGCUUACUCCUGAAGGAAAGAUUUAUUACAUCACUGCCGCCCAAUCUGGACCGGUCAAGAUCUUCAACCCCUCAUAGUGGUCCAUUGUCGCGCAGGUUAGAAUACAGUUU
Fusarium redolens is the source of this 762-nucleotide messenger RNA. RefSeq lists its product as uncharacterized. The record is from RefSeq and is a predicted model, not a curated record. The transcript has 2 exons. NCBI's taxonomy places the organism in Eukaryota, Fungi, Ascomycota, Sordariomycetes, Hypocreales, Nectriaceae. The annotation marks the transcript as partial.